CAAUAGACUGUAACCUGGGACUGUGGGCCAGAAUAAAUGCAGAGCAAGGAUGUCAGGAGGGAAGGUGAUGUCGUGCGGUGAGGGCUGGGGUCCAAGGUAUGGAUACUGUUCGGACCUGUUCCUUCUGUUUUGCAGCCAUGGUUGAAGGCCUCCAGGUCACAGUGCCCGACAAGAAGAAGGUGGCCAUGCUCUUCCAGCCCACCGUGCUUCGCUGCCACUUUUCCACGUCGUCCCACCAGCCUGCUGUGGUACAAUGGAAGUUCAAAUCCUACUGCCAGGAUCGCAUGGGAGAAUCCUUGGGCAUGUCUUCUCCCAGAGCCCAAGCUCUCAGCAAGAGGAACCUGGAAUGGGACCCGUACUUGGAUUGUCUAGACAGCAGAAGAACCGUCCGAGUGGUAGCUUCCAAACAGGGCUCCACUGUUACCCUGGGGGAUUUCUACCGGGGCAGAGAGAUCACCAUAGUUCACGAUGCAGAUCUUCAGAUUGGAAAGCUCAUGUGGGGAGACAGCGGGCUCUAUUACUGCAUCAUCACCACCCCGGACGACCUGGAAGGCAAAAAUGAGGAGUCGGUGGAACUGCUGGUGUUGGGCAGGACAGGGCUGCUUGCUGACCUCUUGCCCAGUUUUGCUGUGGAGAUUAUGCCAGAGUGGGUGUUUGUCGGCCUGGUAAUCCUGGGGAUCUUCCUGUUCUUCGUGCUGGUGGGGAUCUGCUGGUGCCAGUGCUGCCCUCACAGUUGUUGCUGCUACGUCCGAUGCCCGUGCUGCCCAGAUUCCUGCUGCUGCCCUCAGGCCUUGUAUGAAGCAGGGAAAGCAGCCAAGGCCGGGUACCCUCCCUCUGUCUCCGGUGUCCCUGGCCCCUACUCCAUUCCCUCUGUCCCUUUGGGAGGAGCCCCCUCUUCUGGCAUGCUGACGGACAAGCCUCAUCCACCUCCCUUGGCACCAAGUGAUUCCACUGGAGGAAGCCACAGUGUUCGCAAAGGUUACCGGAUCCAAGCUGACAAAGAGAGAGACUCCAUGAAGGUCCUGUACUAUGUCGAGAAGGAGCUGGCUCAGUUUGAUCCAGCCAGGAGGAUGAGAGGGAGAUAUAACAACACCAUCUCAGAACUCAGCUCCCUGCAUGACGAUGACAGCAAUUUCCGCCAGUCUUACCACCAGAUGCGGAAUAAGCAGUUCCCCAUGUCUGGGGACUUGGAGAGCAAUCCUGACUAUUGGUCAGGUGUCAUGGGAGGCAACAGUGGGACCAACAGAGGGCCAGCCCUGGAGUAUAACAAAGAGGACCGUGAGAGCUUCAGGCACAGCCAGCCGCGCUCCAAAUCCGAGAUGCUGUCGCGGAAGAACUUUGCCACUGGCGUGCCGGCGGUGUCUAUGGACGAGCUGGCGGCCUUUGCAGACUCCUACGGCCAGCGGUCGCGGCGUGCCAACGGCAACAGCCACGAGGCCCGAGUGGGGAGCCGCUUCGAGCGCUCGGAGUCGCGGGCCCACGGUGCCUUCUACCAGGACGGCUCGCUAGACGAGUACUACGGACGCGGGCGCAGUCGCGAGCCGCCAGGAGACGGGGAGCGUGGCUGGACCUACAGCCCCGCUCCCGCACGCCGCCGGCCGCCGGACGAUGCGGCUCUGCCGCGCCUGGUGAGCCGGACCCCGGGCACCGCGCCCAAGUACGAUCACUCGUACCUGAGCAGCGUGUUGGAGCGCCAGGCGCGGCCGGAGAGCAGCAGCCGCGGGGGCAGCCUGGAAACGCCGUCCAAGCUGGGCGCACAGCUUGGCCCGCGCAGCGCAUCCUACUACGCCUGGUCACCGCCAGCCACCUACAAGGCUGGGGCCAGUGAGGGCGAAGACGAGGACGACGCUGCGGACGAGGACGCGCUGCCACCCUACAGCGAGCUGGAGCUGAGCCGCGGGGAACUGAGCCGGGGCCCGUCCUACCGCGGGCGUGACCUGUCCUUCCACAGCAACUCGGAGAAGAGGAGGAAAAAGGAGCCCGCCAAGAAAACUGGCGACUUUCCAACCAGGAUGUCCCUUGUAGUCUGACACUUUUAAGACACCUCUCUGGAUUACUGGAAAUCAGAUGCAGACAAUGGAGACAAGACACAAAUCUGAAAGCCAGCAAGCCUAGAACCUUCUCUGGCCAGCAACCAUCUUGGAAGCUUUGUGGAUCUCUGAUUUGCCAAGGGACUCCCCUUUAAGGAGGCUGAUUUCAAAUCUUAGUGCCCAUCUGUCUUGAACAACUUUCAAGAAAACGAUGUGAGAGAACGUAUCACCUAAUAACACACCACGUUUGUCUUGCCCCACCCCCACUUCCUGAGCAGAAACAAGACUCUGUCCAGUUCUGAAGCAGGUAGCUUUGGACCCCUGGUCUCUAGAAAUUACCCAUGCCUGCAGUAUGUUUUUCUACGAGUGCUAUUCUGUGCUUAGAGACAGAGGAAUUUAUUAUUACUGUUAGAAGACCUUCUGCUCACAAGAGAGAUAACGUCAAGGUAAAAUGCACCUUGGAUCCCCAUUGCUUCCAGUCACUGGUCAAUGAGUCUUGUUAUGCUAAAAUCAGAAGGCCUUUAGUGAGCUUAGCGGCAGUGACCUCCCGGGCAAUCACAGAAAUGGCUUCAAUUUGCUGCUCUGACUCACAACUCUAAAUGGCUGGGACCAGCAGAGGAUAGCAUUUUGAAAAACUGUCUUAAGUGGUCUUUCUUUUUCCAUCCGGAGGACACAAACUGCUUUUCAUCUUUUUGUUGCACAGUGACACGCAAGCCUUGAACUCCUAAGGCUCCCCACUCCCUGGUCUCUCUCCUCCUUCCCUCUCCUGGUCUUUUCAGGGCUGGUGCCUCUGAGAGUGUUUCACUCCACACUUCAGUCUGAAUAGCUUGACAUCAGGUGCCUUUGACAGGUGUUUGAAACACACAUCUGAGAGAGGAGGAAAGCAGACGUCGGUGAUGCAAGAUGAAGAAGGGGAAAGGACCUGAGAGGGAAAGGAUGUGUAGUCUCAUUUUAUUUCAGAUGUGGGUUGUUUUCCCACAAACACAUUCAGAUUUUUUUUUUUUUGGAUUUGUACUUCAUUUAAGAGUUAUUUCUACCAUCCUGUUUCUGCUGCUGCUGGAUACCAGGGGUGUGGUGUCCACAUCUUUUGGCCUCAUUGGCCUGCCACUGUAGUGCUUUGGGGAAGAGAAAGAUACCACUUCCUCAGCAAGAAGCACUUCCUCUUCUUACCCUUGCCAAAAGGAAAAAAAUUGGUUUUGCCUGAAUCCCAAAUUGGACUUUUGUAGGUAAACUGAGAAAUGGCCACAAAUGCUUCCCCUCUCAUCUUCCUGUGAAGGGGUUUGUCCUCUCACUACCACAGACCCUACCAAAUGCACCUAAACUCUCCUACAUGGUGAGAGACAAGCCUGGUCACCACGGCCAUUAUCUGGGCCCAUCUUAACAGACAUGGGAGAAAAUCUAGCCACGACCAACAAAAGAACUGCCUAGCUGAGCCGAGCCCAAACUGGGGAUUCCUACUUGAGAGGAGACGUUUGGUAUCCCCACGUGUUCAUUUAUCAAGGAUGAACCUCUCAUCAGAAUAUUUGGCUCUGAUCGGUCACUCACCCAACCUUGGGUGUCACACAACCUUCGAUUUUGUUAACAGACGUUUCAAUCUGCGUCAUGGUGGUGAGACUCAUGACUGGGUGAAGUAUCUGGAGCAAGGUGAUGCUUGCUAUUCCCUAAUCCAGUGGUGGUCAAUUCUCUACUUAUUGAUCUAUGUGUAGCCUCUGAAGAAGGUUGGUCAGCAUUUCCUCUGACUUUUCCCCGGCCACCUGACUGGAAUUCCAGAGUCCAUUUUGUUAGCAUCCAUUUUACUUCAUGAGAUUUUUUUUUUUUUCAGAAAAAGUCCUCUAUGUGUGAUGUAAGGAGCUGCUGGGCGAGGGUUGGAGGGGUAGAAUCAUUGCCUGGAGGAGAACUGGCCUGCCAAAGGACUUCAUGGUUGCUUUGGCUUGCCCUAGAUGGAUCAGGAGGAUACUUCAGCCCAAUGCUGGCACUUCCAAGGGCUGGAAGACAAAAGCCAUAACUCUGGUGCUGAGUUUUAGACUUAGUUUAACUAGUGUCCCUGGCUUCAGAAAACCUAGGUCUGAUCUGUCUGUUUGGGCUCUAAAUCCACAUGGCAAAGACAUCAUUCCUUAAUCACCAGCCUUUGAUUUCAACUUGCUCAGGCACUCUUGAAGAAUGUUGGAUAGCCGCAGUAGCUAUUGUUAUACUGAGCACUGUGUCAGGCUUCUUACCACCAAAGAGCCCCGUCGAACAGGCCACAGAGACCAAAUACAUUGCUUUGUAGAGCCAGGGGCAAGUAUGAGCUUGGUGAAAGCUGAGGGAAGCAAUAAAUUAAAAAAAAAAAAAGUUAAAAUUGGAAACACAAGUUCUAAAGACAACAAGUCUAUAGGCUGACAUUUUUUUUUUAAGUUCAAUGUAUAGAAGAUAAAAGGCUUUCAAAAUAACUGGGGGAAAGUGGAGCACAGAUUGUUCUUUGUAGGGCUGCAUGAAUCGCAUGGGCUUCCAGACCUCCAGUAGAGAGGAGGAGCAGUGGGUUCUGGGUACAUGGGUAGGAGAAGAUGCUAAACAGACAAGGCUAAGCUGGAUGCUCUCCGUGCCCUCGACAUUUCUUUACACACCCCUUUGUUUCUUCUCCAAAUACUGUGUCCCGCACAGGAAGUGCCUAUACGUAUUAGUUCCUUUCCUGUUUUUCUAGGGCAUAAAGAAAAGUCUCGUAUAAGAGGUGAUCUCCAUCCACUGAUUCCCUACAAUUUAAGAAGGAAGAUAAGUCAUGCCCAAGAAAGAAUGAGUAUAUUUUAUGCAUAUGAAAAGAAAUAGUGCUAUGGAUAAAUUAUAAUAAACUCAGAGAUUUAAAAUUUUUUUAAAAAAAACUUAAAUGGGAAUAUUUUGAUAUUUAA
Messenger RNA from Rattus rattus (black rat), 4912 nucleotides. RefSeq names its product immunoglobulin like domain containing receptor 2 (gene Ildr2). Gene Ontology annotation, biological process: pancreas development. Gene Ontology annotation, cellular component: membrane. The coding region runs from base 99 to 2030 and encodes 643 amino acids. Lineage: Eukaryota; Metazoa; Chordata; Mammalia; Rodentia; Muridae. The record is from RefSeq and is a predicted model, not a curated record. The transcript is spliced from 9 exons.